AUGGGGGAAUUUGUCUAUACCAUUGCAGAAAAUGUCAUGAAUGGGCUAGCUUCCUAUGCUUACCAAGAAAUCUGCUUGGCAUGGGGUGUCACAGAUGAACUAAACAAGCUUAAGGACACCUUCUCAAGCAUCAAGGUAGUGAUCCUGGAUGCAGAGGAAAAGCAAAGGAAGGAACUCCAUCUAAGCCAAUGGCUAGGAAAGCUCAAAGAUGUUUGCUACGAUGUGGAUGACAUGCUUAAUGACUUUGCAUUCAAAGAACUGCAGAUGCAAAUGCUGAUCAGACAUGGGCGUGGGAGCAUCAAAGGACAGGUACGCAUAUUCUUUUCGUGUUGGAAUCCGGUCGUGUUUAACUUCAAAAUGGGUCAUAGAAUCAAAGAGAUUAGAGAAAGGUUAGAUGUAAUAGCAAUUGAAAAAUCUCAGUUUCCUCUAGUGGAGAGAGUUGGAGAUUGGCAGAGUCAGAGUGUGCACAUAAAUAGGGAGACUCACUCUUUUGUGCAAGCCUAUGAUGUUAUCGGGAGAGAGGACGAUAAGAAACAGAUUAUCAUCCAUCUCUUGAACUUGACCUUGAAGGAAAAGAGUCGUGAUGUCCAGGAAAAUGUUUCUGUUAUAUCGAUUACUGGAUUAGGAGGUAUAGGAAAGACCACCCUAGCUAAAUUGGUGUAUAAUGAUCAUAGGGUAGUAAAACACUUCGACAUGAGAAUGUGGGUAUGUGUUUCAGACCACUUUGAUAAUAAAAGACUUAUGCAUGAAAUCGUUGCUUCUGCAACUAACCAAAACUGUGGCGAUCAAGAAAGUUUUGAUCGUGUGCAGAAAAAGUUGCAAAGUGCUUUGAAAGAUAAACAAUUUUUAUUAGUGUUGGAUGAUGUUUGGGAUAAGGGUCAAAUUGGAGUAACAACUGCAAAAUGGUUUGAUUUAAAAGCUUUGUUAAAUGUUGGAGCAAACGGGAGUAAAGUCAUUGUCACAACACGUAGCGAAUCCGUUGCUUCGAUUAUGGACUCUGUUCGUGUGCAUCAACUGAGAGGUCUUCCCCACAAGAGUUGCAUGUCCUUGUUCAUAAAAAGGGCAUUUGGUCGAAAAGGAGAGGAGCAGCGCUAUCCAUACUUGAUGGAAAUUGCACAUGGUAUUGCAGAGAAGUGCGAAGGGGUUCCUCUAGCUGUAACCACCCUGGGGAGCCUGCUGUAUUCGAAAAGGGAGAAAGAUUUUUGGUCAGAAGUGAGAGACAAUGACAUAUGGAGAUUGCCGCAGGGAAACGAUGACAUUCUACCUGCACUGAAAUUAAGCUACGAUGCAUUGCCAUCUUACUUGAAACCUUGUUUUGCCAUUUGUUCACUUUUUCCCAAGGAUCAUAUUUUCCGAAGCACAGAUUUGGUGUGGUUGUGGAUGGCACAAGGCUUCAUUCAAUCCUCUAAAGGAAACCAGGAGUUGGAAGAGAUCGGCCUAGACUACAUAAGGCAAUUAUGCUCUAGAUCUUUAUUUCAAAUUGACGAAGAUUCAAUUGAUUUUAUAGUAUUCAAAAUGCAUGCUCUUGUGCAUGAUUUAGCCAUUUUUGUGUCAGAAGAAGAGUGCUCAUCUGUAAACUUCCGUCCUACCUCUGAUACCUGUAAAAGGGUUCGACGCGUGUCGAUGUCGGAGGAUGACUUGCCCAUGAAAGGGGAACGAGUUCCCGAAUUCUUACGUCAGUUGAAGAAAGUGUGGACCAUUCUGUUUCCAGUUCCAGGGCAUGUAGGCAUCUCCAGCAAAUCUGUGUUGAAAGCAUGCAUCUUGAGAUUCAAGUACCUACGGGUGCUGGAUUUGAGUGGCUCAACUUUUGAGGUGUUACCGAGUUCCAUUGGUAAAUUGAGUCGCUUGAGAUAUCUCAACUUGUCGAAAAAUUCAUUCAUAAAGAAGCUUCCAGGUUCCAUUUGCAACCUGCUGAAUUUGCAGACCUUGCUGCUUUCAAACUGUGAGCAGCUCAGGGAGUUGCCCAGAGACAUCGGGAACCUGAUCAACGUCAGAACAUUGGUGUUAACCACAAAUCAGAUGGUUUUGGCAGGAGGCAUUGAACGCCUCACCUCUCUUCGAUUUUUACAGGUCCACAAUUGUAGCUAUCUUGAAUCUUUGGGCCAAGGCAUCCAAUGCCUCACUAAUCUCCGAAUGCUGGUUAUUAGCAAUUGUAAGAAUCUAAAGUCGUUGCCACCCGACAUGAAAUGCUUAACCGCAUUAAAGACUUUGGGUAUCUCCGAUUGCGAGAAGCUCGACUUGAUGACGUCGGGAGCAGGCAUUCGAGGUCUUCGAUCAGUCUCCAUCUCCUCGCACUUGGAGGCUCUUCCCCAUUGGCUUCAAGACUCUGCAAACACUCUGCAGAGCUUGCGUGUUAAGAACUGUGAGGAUCUCAAGGAACUUCCAGAGUGGCUGCAAAACUUCAGGUUGCUCCAGCAACUGGUGAUUGAUUAUUGCCCUCAAUUGUUGGCUUUACCACAAGGGAUGUAUCACCUGGGUGCAUUGAAAUUAUUGAAGAUCGACGGGUGUUCUAAACUGAGCGAAAGAUGCAACAGCAAGGAAGGUGGAGACUGGCCCAAGAUUGCUCAUGUCAGUAAGAUUACACUUGACGGAGAAAUUAUCGCCUCAAACGAUGAUUAG
This is a messenger RNA of Prunus avium (sweet cherry), 2619 nucleotides long. Its product is annotated as putative disease resistance protein RGA3. The record is from RefSeq and is a predicted model, not a curated record. Gene Ontology annotation, molecular function: ADP binding. NCBI's taxonomy places the organism in Eukaryota, Viridiplantae, Streptophyta, Magnoliopsida, Rosales, Rosaceae.